This is a messenger RNA of Gilbertella persicaria, 2478 nucleotides long. RefSeq names its product vacuolar protein sorting-associated protein 35. Gene Ontology annotation, cellular component: late endosome; retromer complex; retromer, cargo-selective complex. The coding region runs from base 106 to 2397 and encodes 763 amino acids. Gene Ontology annotation, biological process: retrograde transport, endosome to Golgi; intracellular protein transport. The record is from RefSeq and is a predicted model, not a curated record. The transcript is spliced from 7 exons. Lineage: Eukaryota; Fungi; Mucoromycota; Mucoromycetes; Mucorales; Choanephoraceae.
GUCGCUUCAGGAAUCAAAUCUAACAGUCGACGUCUUUCUUCUUUGUUCAUCAUAAAAAGAGAGAGAGAGAGAGAGAGAGAUUUUUUUUUUGUGACUCAAUUUUAAAUGUUGUCCAAUUUAAUGCAGCAUUCCCCUUUUUCGUGUUUUACCAUGACGCAUGUGGACCAACCAUCUAUUCAUUUAAAAGAAGCCAUUGAUAGAGUCAAGGCACAGUCUAAACUAAUGCAAAAGUGUUUAGAUAAACAUCGAUUGAUGGACGCCAUUAAAUACUGUUCUCAUCUGCUAUCUGAAUUACGUACGGAUCUGUUAGCGCCACGUCAUUAUUAUGAGCUAUACAUGACUGUGUUUGAUACCAUGCGUUACUUGACAAGCUAUUUAGCAGAGACACAUCUUUCAGGCAAACAUCAUUUAGGUGAUAUUUAUGAGCUUGUACAAUACGCAAGCCGUAUUAUACCUCGUCUUUAUCUUAUGGUGACAGUGGGUACUGUCUACUUGAGUGUACCUGAUAGUCCGCCUGCUUCUGAAGUCAUGAUGGAUAUGAUGGCCAUGGCAAGAGGCGUACAAGAUCCUGUACGUGGGUUAUUCUUGUUGCAUUAUCUCGGUGGGAUGACAAGAGACUUUUUACCUCACAAUCAUGAUAUAGAAGCAACCAUUGGGUUCUUUUUAAUGAAUUUUGUUGAAAUGAACAAACUAUGGGUGAGAAUGCAACAUGUAGGCCACUCAAGAGACAAAGCAAAAAGAGAGUCCGAAAGAAAGCAAUUGGGUACUUUGGUAGGCACAAAUCUUGUUCGAUUAAGUCAGUUAGACAUUGAUCUUGCCUUGUAUCAAACACAUAUCUUGCCAGGCAUGUUGAAUGAAAUUGUAAGUUGUGGUGAUGUGAUGGCUCAAACCUAUUUAAUGGAUGUUGUUAUUCAGAUAUUCCCUGACGAAUUUCAUAUGGAUACAUUGACACCUUUCUUGGCUACGACAGCUCAAUUGCAUUUCAAUGUGGAUGUCAAAGUGAUCAUUAUGGCCUUAUUAGACAGACUGGCCAGUUAUGCGCAACAUACGACUGUCAAAGCACUGUUUGAGCUAUUUUGGGAUGAGAUCAUGCAGCUUGUCAAGACACGCCAACUGCCUGUACAAGAUCAAACAUCUCUAUUUCUUUCUUUGGCUAAUUUCUCAGUGCAUUCAUAUCCUGAUCGACUGGAUUAUAUGGACAAGAUUCUUCAAUUUACGCAUGAAUGCACUCAUCAUGUACAGCAUUCCAAACUAUCGGAUACCCAUGUGUUGCAGUUACUCUUGUUACCCACAAAGACAUGGGAUGUCUUGACCUUGAUUUCGCUUAAAUACUAUCAACCCUUGCUGGCCAUUCAAUCCUAUGGCACACGAAGAACUGUAGCCCUGAGUAUACUGGACACGAUUCUGACGCAAGAAAGACGGAUUGAUCAACCAGAACAAGUCUAUCAAAUACUCGAGAUUUGCCAUGUCUUGAUCAAAGACAAUGGGUUUUCACAACAACUGUAUCCUUCAGAACAACAGGAUGAUCGUGAUGAACAUGGUUGGAUAGCUCGAUUAGUUCAUUUGUUCUAUUCAGAUGACCAAGAUGUCCAAUUCUUAUUGCUCUCUGCAGCGAGGCAACAACUUGAAAAAGAUACAGGCGAAAGAAUCAAGGCCAUCUUUCCUUCUUUGAUCAUCUCUUGCUUUAAGCUUGCGAAACGAUACCAUACACAUCAUGUCAACCCAGACAAACAGAUGUCCACCCUCUAUACCUUUAUUCAUCAGAUCAUCAUGACUUUGCAUCGACAAUCUGACGCAUCAUCAGCAUCUGUACAGUUUUCAUUGAUGGCAGGACAAAAUGCAUUCGCAUGUGGGUAUACUGAUGUUGCUUUGGAUUUCUAUUGGAUGGCCUUAAGGAUCUAUGAAAAAUCCGUAUCGCAUUCUCGAGCCCAGUUUGAUGCGAUUGUGUACUGUAUCGGUUCUCUUUUGUGCAGUAUGCACGAUGAUGCUCUGGUGACCAAGAUCACUUUGCUAGGUACCAAGUUACUCAAACGACCCGAUCAGUCCCGUGCCAUCUAUCUUUCGUCUCAUCUAUGGCAACAUGGGCGUGUCCUUGAAUGUCUACAGAAAUCAAGCCGAGUAGCAGAACAAUGCCUAGAUAUUGCCACCCAUCAAGUCUUGUUAUUGGAACUUGUUCAUCAAUACGUUUAUUACCUACAAAAGGAGAAUGAGAGUAUUGCACCUCAACAUGUGACUGAACUGAUAGAGUUGAUCUCAUCCCGUAUGAAAUAUCUCUCUGCUCCAGAUCAACACCCAACCACACCUAGUUCAUCUAGUUUGUUUGAAGUGAAUCAAGAUUACAUUCAACGUCAACUCGACCAAGUGAAGCAAUUAUGUCGCGAUCGUGGCGUGUUAUAAUUUUAUUAUGAUUAUUAUUAUUUUGACAUCUAAUACAACCGUUAGUCAGUGUGUUGGUUAUUGUAUCGACACUUACCAUCA